AUGUCUUCCUUUUUCUAUUCGACGACAUAUGCUAGGAAGGAGUACUAUCCGAUACCGGAGACACUCGACGCAGACCUCGUUCUCGGUAUUUUACAUGACCAUUGCACUGUGGCACAUAUACUGUGGACGCCGGGUUUAGUGAAGGCGGCAGAGGAAAUCCAAGCGUCCCCUCGCGCGACCAAGUUCGACAUAAGGUCUGAGACUGGGAGACUCCAAUCUUCUUUGACCACAGAAUCUGAUGGACUCGUGUGCAAGGAGGAGAUGCCCCUAGGGUUCCAAAUCACUGUCAAAUACCGGGUUGUUCAUGGACAGACCACCGCCGGCCAGAACGAAGGCAAGGCUGAUGAUAUAUUGAACACCGUUCAACCUUCCAGUGUCAUAAACAAUAGUAGUAAUAUGGCUACUUCUAUUUCGAUGUUGGAUCCCUCCCGAUUAUAUUUAGAAGAGGAAAGAUCUAUUACUGCAUUAAAACCCAUCUCGAAACUGCUGAAAUAUAAGGAAGGUCCGACUGUGAAAACACAAAACCUGCUUCGAGCGUUUGAGGACUUGGCUCGGAAUACAGGGGAUAUGGCUUCCGCCCUAAACAGACUAAAAGACUCGGUUACAGCAAAAAGUACACCGGGCUUGGGGAAAACUAAGGAAGACUAA
Molecule: messenger RNA, 648 nt
Organism: Talaromyces rugulosus
Lineage: Eukaryota; Fungi; Ascomycota; Eurotiomycetes; Eurotiales; Trichocomaceae
Exons: 1
Coding region: 1-648 (215 amino acids)
Source: RefSeq, a predicted model, not a curated record